Molecule: messenger RNA, 295 nt
Organism: Acanthoscelides obtectus
Lineage: Eukaryota; Metazoa; Arthropoda; Insecta; Coleoptera; Chrysomelidae
Source: the annotation of a GenBank genome assembly
AAAUUGAUUAUUUUGUGCAUUUCCGCACACCAUUCAAAAACUAGUUUGUGAAUUUGUACUUUUUUGUGCUAAUUCUAUAGCUAACUAUGUUAUCUACAAAAUGACACCAAAUACCUUCUACAUUAAGUAAUAAAUGCUAUCUAACAUGGGUCAAAGUAUACAUAAAAAUGAUAAAUCAAAGUUUCUUAUAGAUAGUUUGGACAUGUUUAAUGUUACAGAAGCUGUUCAAAAUGCCCUCCAUUAUUGGUUAUGCACAUUGUAACAAUGUGUCGUUGAGCAGCGGGUCAUAUCCUGA